AUGGGCCAGCGAGCGAGCGGCAAGUCGUCCAUAUCGAGCGUGGUCUUUCACAAGCUUCCGCCUAAUGAAACCCUGUUUCUCGAAUCCACCUCGCGUUUGCAGAAGGAUUCUAUGGCAUCCUUCAUGGACUUCCAAGUAUGGGACUUUCCGGGCCAGAUAGACUAUUUGGAAGCCAGCAGCUUCGACCUCGAUGCCAUCUUCGGCGAGGUGGGCGCUUUGAUAUGGGUCAUCGACUCACAAGACGACUACCUCGAAGCUGUCGCCCGCCUGAACAACACCAUUCUCAUCGUUGAGCGAAAUUACCCCAACAUCAAUGUCGAGGUCUUCAUCCACAAGGUCGACGGCCUAUCCGAUGAUUUCAAGAUGGAGAUCCACCGAGACAUUAUGAUCCGCGUGCAGGACGAACUCUCCGACCAGGGCUUUGAGAAUGCCCCGGUCACCUUUCACCUGACGAGCAUCUAUGACCACAGCAUUUUCGAGGCCUUUAGCAAGGUCAUCCAGAAGCUGAUUCCACGCCUAGGCCAGCUCGAGGCCAUGCUGACGUCGCUCUGCCGUACCUGCCGCUUUGAAAAGGCCUAUCUGUUCGACGUCCUCAGCAAGAUCUACAUUGCCACGGAUAGCACCCCCGCGGAUAUGGCGUCAUAUGAGGUCUGCUCCGACUUUAUCGACGGCAUCAUCGACAUCACAGAGGUGUACGGCAGCUGGGACCGGCCCGAAGCGUACCACCAGCGCCUUGAGGCCACGCAGCAUCAGCCUCUCGCCGACCAAAUCGCUUGUCCCUGGGCAGAGAGCUGUAUCGUGCUGGCAGACGGCAGUAAACCGAUUCUGCUUCGCGAAGUGGACAAGUAUCUGGCCCUGGUGGCUGUCAUGAAGGAGGGCUCCUACGACAAGAUCCCAUUGAUCAAUAUGAACGUCGACGUGGUGGUCAGGGGUCUGACUGAGUUUUUCCAAAUCACCAAGCAGAAGAAGUAA
Molecule: messenger RNA, 972 nt
Organism: Grosmannia clavigera kw1407
Lineage: Eukaryota; Fungi; Ascomycota; Sordariomycetes; Ophiostomatales; Ophiostomataceae
Product: small monomeric GTPase
Exons: 3
Coding region: 1-972 (323 amino acids)
Biological process (GO): cellular response to starvation; positive regulation of TOR signaling; regulation of autophagy
Cellular component (GO): nucleus; Gtr1-Gtr2 GTPase complex; fungal-type vacuole membrane
Molecular function (GO): GTPase activity; GTP binding
Source: RefSeq, a predicted model, not a curated record